Elephantulus edwardii (Cape elephant shrew) is the source of this 1728-nucleotide messenger RNA. It is a transcript of the gene CERKL, whose product is annotated as ceramide kinase-like. Bases 1 to 1728 code for a protein of 575 amino acids. The record is from RefSeq and is a predicted model, not a curated record. Gene Ontology annotation, molecular function: kinase activity. The transcript is spliced from 14 exons. Lineage: Eukaryota; Metazoa; Chordata; Mammalia; Macroscelidea; Macroscelididae.
AUGCCCCGGGGAAGGCGCGGCAGUCGAGUGAGAGCACUGGAGGGCGGCGUGGAGGAAGAGGCGCCCCCGGCGGCGGCCGCUGCGGUGCCCUCGGCGCUGUUGCCGUCUCCGCAGCAGCCAGCCGCCGAGCAGAUCCUGCUUCGGGGCAUCUUCGAGAUUGGGAGGGGCAGCUGCGAUGUCGUGCUGAGUGAACGGGCCCUGAGGUGGCGGCCUAUCCUGCCCGAGCGCCCCGCGGGUGAGUGCAGGUCUGAUUUGCUCCAUAAAGAAGAAUUUAUUGAGCUCAAGGACAUAUUCUCUGUGAAACUGAAGCGACGUUGUUCUUCUAAACAGCAAAAUGGCACUUUACUAGGAAUCACCCUUUUCAUAUGCUUGAAAAAGGAACAAAACAAACUGAAAGAUUCUACAAUCGAUCUAAUUAAUUUGAGUGAAGAUCACUGUGACUUAUGGUUUAGACAGUUCAAAAAACUUUUGGCAGGCUUUUCAAGUAGACCAAAGUCAUUAAAAAUCCUCCUUAACCCCCAAAGCCACAAAAAAGAAGCUACUUACAUCUACCAGGAAAAGGUUGAACCUCUACUGAAGCUUGCGGGGAUAAAAACUGACGUAACAAUAACAGAAUAUGAAGGCCAUGCUCUGUCACUGCUUAAAGAAUGUGAACUUGAAGGAUUUGAUGGAGUUGUCUGUGUUGGAGGAGAUGGAUCUGCCAGUGAAGUUGCCCACGCUUUGCUUCUUAGAGCCCAGAAGAAUGCCGGCGUGGACACAGACUGCCUCCUGACCCCAGUCAGGGCACAGCUUCCUCUCGGAGUAAUACCCGCAGGCUCUACUAAUGUAUUAGCACACUCUCUUCAUGGAGUCUCUCAUGUGGUAACUGCAACUUUGCACAUUAUAAUGGGACACAUACAACCAGUUGAUGUCUGUACCUUCAGCACCACUGGCAAGCUUCUUCGUUUUGGAUUCUCAGCCAUGUUUGGUUUUGGUGGAAGAACUCUGGCUGUGGCGGAAAAAUAUCGAUGGAUGUCCCCUGGUCAACGGAGAGAUUUUGCUGUAAUUAAGUCACUGGCAAAACUUAAGCCAGAAGACUGUGAAAUAUCAUUUUUACCAUUGAAAAAAUCUCAAGAUUUUCAAGAAGGGGGAGCACAGAGGUCUCCCAAAUCUGACAAUAAUGAUCAAUGGCAAAUGAUCCAGGGUCAGUUCUUGAAUGUCAGCAUUAUGGCAAUUCCUUGCCUGUGUUCUGUAGCACCGAGAGGCUUGGCACCUAAUACCAGAUUAAAUAAUGGAAGUAUGGCUCUUAUCAUUGUAAGAAACACUUCUCGUCAAGAAUUUAUAAAACAUUUGAAAAGAUAUGCCAGUGUGAAAAAUCAGUUCAAUUUUCCAUUCGUUGAAACUUACACUGUUGAAGAAGUAAAAGUGGAACGAAAGCAUAGUAUCAGUGGACACAAUCCAGAAGAGAAAAAUGAACCUUAUGAAAUUGCUCUAGAAAGCAGUUUCCCUUGGAAUGUCGAUGGUGAUUUAAUGGAAGUAGCAUCAGAAAUUCAUGUUAGAUUACAUCCAAGACUUAUUUGUCUUUACGGAGGAGACAUGGAAGAAAUGAAUGACUUCAAAGUAACCUUUAUUUUCCCUCGAGGAGCAAUCAGCUUGGAUUUCUCACCUGCAUUAUGGCAUGAUAAGAUUUGGAAGUGCACUGGAGUUUUGGCAAAAUUCAUUUUUUCUUUUUUUGGUGAGCGUGCUUAA